This is a messenger RNA of Staurois parvus, 277 nucleotides long. NCBI's taxonomy places the organism in Eukaryota, Metazoa, Chordata, Amphibia, Anura, Ranidae. The record is from the annotation of a GenBank genome assembly.
GGGCAUGAGAGCCCAUUCAUUUGAAUGGGUCCCGUGCCCCCUGACAAGCAGGGAAGUCCCUGCACUUCUUCUGAAAAUGCAACCCGCAUGGGAAGCUCGGUUCCCAGUACGGUUGCGUUUUCCAGUGCAGGCAAUGUGCCAAUAGAAUAGGAAUGCGAGUCCGCAUUCCUCCGUGCGGGUGGUGCGGCUGCACGGAUUUUCGUGCUGAUCCGCAGUGGCACCACCCGCACAUAUGUGAACCUAGCCUUAUAGAAAAGCACAUUUGUGAGGUCAGGCA